UAUUUGUAUGUCUUAUACACUUGGAUAUAGCCAUACUCUUUACCACACAUCACAUUUGAUGUAUGGUUCAAUGUUUAACUUCUGUGUCUGUUUUUCUGCAAAGAAUGUAUUAAGUGCCAUAUAAUUUGUGUCGCUCACCAGGUAUCAAUGGAGUUAUGAAGAAAUAAUUUAUACUUUAUCCAUGAUGUUCAAUAAAACAAGUUAUUUAAGUUGCCAAAGAGUUUAUGCUCAUCUAAGUCACAAAUGAGAUAAUGCUGCAUGAUUCAUCCAUACUCAAGGCUCACACUGUGAAUUUAUUACUUUUUUAUUGUGUUUCCCUUUUUUAAUGGACACUACAAAAACAACAACAAAUAAAUAUUGAACAGUUCUCUUUUGUACUCCUGAUUUCCUGUUUUAUGUUAUUGGUGUGAAAAUGAUUUCUCCUGUAUGGAAAUAUUCGUAGCGUACAUGUACAAUGUAUCGUCAUAUUUUGACAACAUUUGAAUAAGAAAGUAAGUCAGAAAAGCAAAAAUAACCUGCAAAAGAAGAAAUUUAAGAAAAUUUCACAAAAAGUCUUUUUCAUAUUUUUAAAGGAUACAGUUCCUUCACGGGAAGAAAAAGCCCUGCUGUUUCAGGCAGGUGUUGGUGAGAAGAAAUUGACCAUCAUCAAAACAUACAAUGCAGAUUUGUUUAAACAAAAGCUAGAGGAGGCAUUUCCACCCAUUAUCAAUUGUGGUGGAUUUGAAUUACUAAGAACUUGUGGGAACUCCAAAUACACGUUGCAGCCAUUGCCAAUUCCCCCAGGAGAGUAUACCACAAAAUAUGUUUGUGAUGAAAGUUCUCUAGGACAGGCAGUUUGCUACAUCAGGCCAAUACAGAAAGACCUUGAUAUAAAUCUAUGCUCCUCACAAGUAUAAUUGAAAUAAGGAUAUUGAUUUCUUUGAUUGCCUCUUAUAAGGUUUAGCUUUUGUUUUAUUUCAGUUAUUUCUAGAUACUGUAUCACAGUAAGAUAAUACUCAUGUGCUCAAAGCUCCGAACUUUAGAAAUGUUUAUUGUGUCACUAUUUUUGGUUUAAACAGCUCAAAGUAGCAUUGCAUUUUUAUAAACACCAUAGUCUUCGUUUUUACUCAGCAUCCUAUAUGGAAAUUAUUAUCAUCUUUUAAAGCAGAGAGUCUAAGUGACAUGUAUGUAAUUUUUCAAAUCUGCAUAAAUUUGUUAGCACUAUUUAGGAAAGAAUAAUUAUCGAAGUUGCAUAGUAAGUGUAUGCAUGUAUAAAUGUAUUAAGAAUUUUGAAACAGGUUGAUACUGAUGAUCAAAAAACAGAGAAGUGUUUGAGGUGUGGCAAAAGUAUUCCUCUUCAACGUCUUCGCCUCCAUAUUGAUGCUUGUUGGACUGAUGAGGUAGAUGCACCCAGUGCAAAGAUGAGCCAGGGACAGAUUCCAGUCUGCAAAUUUGCAUGUCAGUACAGAGCUGUGUCCUAUAUGCCAUGAUGAGUUCCCUGUCAGCACCAUAGAAGAGCAUGCUGCAAGUUGUUGUGAGAACCAGCUGUCUAAUCCCACCCAUGCUAGGACUCGUGAUGCAGUAUUGGAUGCCAUAGCAGCAAAGGUUGGAGACAGUAAUGAAAACUGGCUAAUCAAUGUUGUGAGGAGAAAUUUCUUUAAAACAACAUUUGAAGAACUAUCGGAUGCUUUGACAAUUGACUGGGAAAAACCUAUAAAAAUUCCAUUUAUAGGAGAAGAAGGCUUAGAUGCAGGUGGCUUAACCAGGGAGUUUUUCAGCUUGUUGUUUAGGAACAAUGACCUUUUUGAAAAUGGAUCAUUCAGAUUAGAUUCAGGCCUACUUGAAAAGAAGACCUAUGAAACAAUGGGAAGAGCUACUGCACGUGCCAUCCUCGCAGGACACCCAGGCCCAAAAUGUUUUAAUCCAUUGCUGGCCAGGUUCAUUUAUACUGGUGAAGAACCAGAUCUAGCAGAUAUACCAGAUGAAUAUGUUGGAAGGCCUGAUGUGUUAGCAGCCAUACAAGAGAUCUCAACAGACAGUACGGGAUCUGGAGACCUUGUUCAAAGACAUGGUGAUCUGCUGGAGCAGGCGGGCUUUAGAAAAGUUUUGUCAUCAUCAACUACCAGUGAAGCUGUACAUGCUCUGAAACGGCACUUCACCUUUUAUCAUGUGAUUGGACCACUUCUUCAAUUCAGACAAGGUUUGAAACUUCUUGGUGUUCAAACUGCCAUCCAGGGACAUGCUGAGGAGAGUAUAAAGUUCUUUACCACAUCUCCAGUUAGUGCGUCGGAUGUACAAAGUUUCUUCAAACCGACUUACACACCAGAUAGCGAAUUGAAGCCAAGGGAAGAAAUGAUCAUGUAUAACUUUGGGAAAUUCUUAAAGAAAGCGGAACGCGGAACACUGUCCACACCAUGGAUUGAUAUUUACGAUGGAGUUGAGACACAGGUGGUGAUUAACACUGGACAUGUUCUUCAGGCUCUCAUAGGAUGUGAAACACUUCCACGAAAUAUAGAAUGUGGAUUGGUUGAAUUUAGCCACACAUCAAAUAAUUUAACAACUGUCAACACAUGUGCACCUUCAAUUAUGUUCUCACAGACUGCUCGUAUUCAGGAGUACGAGACUUUUGAAAAGCACUUUUUGAGCCUUAUUGUUGAUGCUGUUGGUUUUGGAAUUGCGUAAUGUUGUAUGACCAAAGUAAAGAGAUCUUUAAAGAAUAGAACAAAGUUCAUUUGCUAGCCAUGUUUUUACCAUACUAUGUCAUUUUGCCAAAGAUGGCUAGAUUUGAACAGAUUUUGUAAAAAUGUUCCUUAGAUUACCACCCCAAGAUUGCUCAAAUGAUUUGGGUUAAAAAAAACAACAGUCUUCAUUGGGAUGGCCCCAUUUUUAUGCUUUUUAAAGGAGGGCAGCAUAUAGUCGCCGCUUUGUACCUUUGCAUGUCUGUCUGCCCGUCUGUCAUACCCUUUUCGAGUAAAUAACUUCGAAACUAGGUAUGGGAUUAAAAUGAAACUUGAUAAAUAGGUAGAUGACAAUGUGAGUAAGUGCACUGCACAAGAAUCAUGCAAAUUUAUAAAGUUGGUGCUUGUUGAGGCCAUAUCUUGAUAUGUACUAAAGGGAUUCAAAUGAAACUUGGUAUAGAUGGCAAUGACAGGAAGUGCAGUGCACAAGAAUAUUAAUUUUGCCCAGCAUGUAUAUUUAUUUAUCCCUUUAACAAUUGCUGUUCUUUUAUUUCAUUGCUUGAAAUAUACUUUAAAAUUAAAUUCUCAAACCUGCCAAUAUUUUUGCAUGUUAUUAUUUUUUUUCAACUUGUGUAUAAUGCUGCUACAACAAUUCAUCUGAUACCCAGUGCAUUGUAUUACAAUGUGUGCCGUAUCAUAGAACAGUUUGGGAGGCAUCCAUCGCUUUUAGCGAUACUCUUGUUUAUUAUAUGUAAACUGUAGAAAUUAUUUCCAUGUAGACUGGACCACAUCUUUUAUACAUUCGAAGAUGCUUUACCUAGCUGAGAAAUAAUCAAGAAAUAGAUUGCAAUGAUCUAUCUAUAGCAUUAUUUUGAAUAUGUGGCAAAUUGUUUAUUGUGAGUGCCUCAGUUUUCUAGAGACAGUUGUUGUUAAGAUGAUGUUUUCUCUUGUAUCUAUACCAAGUUGUAAUCAAAGACCUUUCAUGGCAUAUUUUAAAAACAAAUCAAUCAUCAAUAUGGCACAUGUAGAACUGCCAUUUUAUAAAUUAUACAUUUAGAACAAAAACUGAUUUUUCAAAUUACCACUGAGAGGUCAAUAUUUUACCAUAUGGACUGUAAUUUGUGUGACAGCCAUGAAUUUUCACUAAUAAAGACAUCAUUUUUGGACUUCACCUAUGACCUUUAAGUAAGGUCAAUACAAUUAAAAUUGAGGUUUACUUUUUUGCCUAAUCCCUUUGUAAACAUAUUUUAAGAAUUAUUCUAGAAUGAAUAAGGCUAACAGAGUAUUUUUCUGCUCUCAUGGAGCAAUAUGAAACAGUUCUUUCAGAUUGCAUUGUUCUAUGAUAUAUUAAAUCUUGUAUUUCAUAAAAACAAUAUUUGUAUAAAUACAUCCUUAUCCUGUAUUUAUAUGUUAUUACAAUCUAUGUUUUCUUGAACAAUGAUGCAACUAAAUGAUAUCAUGGGUCAUGUAAUACAGAACUGUUAUGCACAAUAUACAUUUUAUACAUAAUGCAGAAAACAAAUCUUAUCCGAGACAUUAUGGAUAUGGAUUAGGCUUCUCUCAGCCGUGCUCUUGUUCAUGAAACAUCAUUGUCAGCAAGUGCACUACACAAUUUACUUUUAAUAUAAAAAACAACACAUACAUGUACUUAUUGUUUUUAUAACUACAUACAAAACAUUGCAUAUAG
Messenger RNA from Mya arenaria, 4344 nucleotides. RefSeq lists its product as uncharacterized. The coding region runs from base 1843 to 2661 and encodes 272 amino acids. Lineage: Eukaryota; Metazoa; Mollusca; Bivalvia; Myida; Myidae. The record is from RefSeq and is a predicted model, not a curated record. The transcript is spliced from 7 exons.